Messenger RNA from Drosophila eugracilis, 837 nucleotides. Its product is annotated as skin secretory protein xP2. Bases 41 to 805 code for a protein of 254 amino acids. The transcript has 2 exons. The record is from RefSeq and is a predicted model, not a curated record. Lineage: Eukaryota; Metazoa; Arthropoda; Insecta; Diptera; Drosophilidae.
UAUUCGAUUCGUUGCCCCCAAAGCAAACAGAUCUACGAAAAUGAAAUUCUUCAUCUUGACUUUGGCUCUGGUUGGCUGUGUGACCGCUGAAUCGGGCUACAACUAUAAUGCUCCAGUGGCCGCCCCCGCUCCCGUGAGGUCGUACUCGGCUCCCCGUCAAUUCGCUGCCUCCGCCCCAGCUCCAGUGGCUGCCCCUGCUCCUGCUCCAGCCAGGACCUAUGUGCCGCCAGCUCCUGCUGCCUCCGCCCCUGUGCAGACUUUCGCCCCCGCCCCGGCUCCGGUGGCUGCCCCAGCUCCAGUUUUCCAGCAAGCUGCCUCUGCACCCGCACCAGUGCGCACCUAUGUGCCCCCAGCUCCAGUCCACCAUGCCGCUGCAUCUGCUCCAGCUCCCGUUCAGUCCUUUGCCCCUGCUCCCGCUCCAGUAGCAGCUCCUGCUCCAGUUUUCCACGCCGCUGAGUCUGCUCCAGCUCCAGCUAGGACCUAUGUGCCACCCGCACCACAGGUUCACCGUGCUCCUGCUCCUCAGGUCUACCAUGCUCCAGCUCCCGCUCCUCAGGUUCAUCACCAUGCUGCCGCAUCCGCACCUGUGCAGAGUUUCUCCGCCCCAGCACCAGCACCAGCCCCCGUGCAGUCCUUUGCCCCCGCUCCCGCUCCUGCCUUCGAGUCCUCAGGACCAGUUUUCGAGGCUGCCGCUUCCGCUCCCUCUGCCGCCCGCUCCGGAUACGAUUACAGCCAGCCCGCCGCCAGCCAGCAGGGAUACAAGUACAAGACCAUCCGUCGUCGUGUGUACAAGCACCGCGCUUAAGAAUGCUAAUGAUUAUGAUGCUAUGAUAAUAA